This is a messenger RNA of Astrephomene gubernaculifera, 1009 nucleotides long. NCBI's taxonomy places the organism in Eukaryota, Viridiplantae, Chlorophyta, Chlorophyceae, Chlamydomonadales, Astrephomenaceae. The record is from the annotation of a GenBank genome assembly.
UGUUGAUCUCGAGAACCUAAGACCCAAUUGACUUCCUCAGCAAUCAAUUCUCGCCAUGUGUCUUUAAUUUCACCAGGCUCGUUGUCGAACCCCGCCAACAUGCAAGCGGCGACGAGCUGUCAUAUUCCAUCGCCAUCAAUUCCAUUAAACACUAGAGGGAGAACAUACUUGCCACCAUGCUCGCCGAGCAGCAGUGGUCGCGUCGUCGGCAGGAGGUUAAUUGCUCGGGCAGGCAAGGACGGCAAAGAUAGCAAAAGCAAACACACCGAUGAUAAAGCAGACUUUUCAGCUCGAUGGGCUUUACGCAUCAAGAACUUCUUCAGCAGCCGCCGAAGCUACUUGCUGCAAGCGGAGAGGGUGGACGAGGACGCCGAAGACAAAGCCUUCCAGGAGGAAAUUGCAAGGGAGGAAGCAAAACUCCAGAAGCAGAGGGAGGAAUUCAUGGAAGCACGCGUGGCAGAGCUGCAACAGCAGGAGGAGCUAGGGGAUUUGCGGGAGGGCAUGGUCGCGGGCGACAUCGCACGAGCACGCUUUGACCUCCAAACCAGCCCGCUAGCUCGGAUAGCUCUGGCGCUUGUGCGGGUCCGGGAGCUGUUGCGCGCGCUGCUGAUGCUGCCCUUUACAACAGCGGGGGCGGCGUUCGGCGCCUGGCAGGGGCUCUUUAGCACGCAGCGCUACGAGAACUUCCUGAUGGGCGAGGGCGAGCGCAUCUGGGCCUGGCGCAACCGCACGGAGAAUGAGCGCUGGUUCUGGGAGGUGUUCGUGUGGGACCGACUGCUCUUCCCCAUCCUCGCCAUCGUGUGCUACGAGUUCCUGGUUCCCAACCACUUCCUGUGGGCGGUGGUUGCGCCCUUUGGGCUGCUGGCCUGGCUGAGCGGCCGCCUGCCCACCCCCGACACCCCCGAGUUCUGGCUGCUGAGCUACUUUGGGUUCUACCGCAAGUGCUGGCCGGGGCUGGCGAGCUGGCUGACACACAACCUGGUGCCCUUGCUGGCUUGGUGAUGAGGGG